AUGGUUCCGGCACCGCCGCCGCUGCCGACGCGCUUUCCGUGCUGGGUGCGAGCAGUGUACUCAUGGGGAGGAGAGUCGAAGCGAGACCUCGGGUUCAUCGAAGGCGACCUCAUCGAAUGCCUGAAUGCGGGCGACGGCUCAUGGUGGACAGGCAGGCUGUGGCGUGACCGAAGAGCAGUCGGCCUGUUUCCCUCCAACUUCGUCGAAGUGCUGCCAGACAGCUUCCGCCCCACUACCCGAGGAACCAGCCCUCUUCCUAAAAGCAAUACCCCGAGCCCGAAGAGCACUCCUCAAAAAUCCAGGACUUUCCGGAAGCCGUUUGAGGCCUACGCCAAAGCUCCGCACUACACGACAGCCAAGACUCCCGAGACGUAUAAAGAUGGUGUUCGACCACGUGAAGUAGCCGAGACAUCGAGGGAAAUCGCAGUUCGAUCUCGCGAGCCUUCGGCCAAUUCAUUCGAUCACACAACCGCAGCUCCUGCUGGUGAUCCUGGACCAGGGCUUCCUUCGCGAGUUCCUAGUCAUCUUGGGCGAGAUGUUUCUCCUGCUAGAGCUCCGAGUUUCGUUGGCCGGGAACCCUCCCCUUCGCAGGCUCCGCUUUACGUUGGCCGAGAUCAUUCACCUGCCCAAACUCUCAGCCAUGCCAGCAGGGAUCCUUCACCCUCCGGAGUAUCCAGUUAUAUCGGCAGGGAUCCUUCUCCCUCACGAGUUCCUAGUUUUGGCUCCAGGGCACCAUCCCCUGCACCGUCAUACAUACCCUACCGGCCUCCGCAGUCCCGUCAGCAUGCCUACCAUCUCAGCUUGGAAAGGGUGGACUCCUACCGGCCUGCCUCGCCGAGAGGCGAUUCACCCCCUCCACCCCCGCCUCCGCCGCACCGUUCGCGACUUGCUAAACAUGGGGCUCAUGCCUCAUACGACGAGGGUUACUACGGAGGCUUGUCAAGAGAGCCGUCUGCCCUGUCCAGGGAAGCUUCUAUUCCGUCGUAUGGGUACAAGCCACAACAACAUUCGAAUGCAUCAUACGAGCCCGUAGCCCCGGGCUAUCACACUCCCAGGAUGCCCUCGCCGUGCCCGCCUUCCCCUGGAGGAUUGACGCCCUCCCCAUUGAGAGAGGCCAUGGACGACGUGAUGGAGCAACUCGACGCGCUAGGGGCUGGCAGAGAAGCUGAGCCGCCGGAACCGGCGUUGGACCCUUGGUCACCAGAAUCAUUUGACAUGGUACAUCAUCUCUCGAGGAAGAAGCGAGACCAACAACAGCGCCCCCAAACGGCCACGGGCAUCCCACUUCAUGUGGACGAAGGGUAUGAGACAUACAGCGGGAGUGCUGAAUCCUCACAAGAGCCCACCCCGCAAGACAGUUACCAACAGCAGCUGCCCCAACUCAGCAAUUAUGUGGAGAGGAUGGAGUCCAGGCUAAGAAUCAUGCACCAACAAAACUCAAGCGUGGACGAUGUGGACGAACCGCCGUCUCCACCUCCGAAACGCGGCCAGAUCUUUGAGCGACCCAAGUCGUCGAUGGACAUACAUGCGCAGUCGGAGCAGAAACUGCGGCAAAAGAAAUCGGCGUACGAAAUUAGUCGUCAGGUCCUCAAUCGCACAUUCACCACAAAGACCAACUCGACAAAUAGCUCGUCAGCGACCCAGAGCACGGAUCGCAGUUUGAUGAGCGGUGUGUCGGCGGGAGGGAUCAGUGCCACAAGUGCCGGCAGCCUGGCGAGAAAGAACCGGGGCAGGGCUCAGAGUGCUCUCGCCAUGCGGGAUCUUGACCCAGAUCGGCCAGAGACGCCCUUCACCGGCGUCACAUACCACAGCAGCCACGCGUCCGGCGAGCAGAGGUCCAAGUCACAAAUGGGGUUUCAUGACGACCCCAUGGCUGCAGUAGGAGGACUGGUGCAACCAAAGCCGAAGAAGCAAAACUUUAUCAAGCGAAUUCUCGAAUCUGCCAAGACAGGCGUGGCCAGCUCCAGGGGUAGCAUCGCAACUGCCAGCUCUGCUCAGCCGGCUUCUUCAGGCCGGUCAACCCCCGCUCUAACCUCUCUCUCCGGACCGCUUUUUAGCAAGGCGGGGCGAGAACCCGGCAGAGAGAUGGGAAUGGGCAGUGGCGUGGAUUGGGUUCAGGUGCGGCGCGAUGUUAACCGAUCCAACUCGCUGAGCCAGAACGAGCUCCUCGACAGGAAGGAGAGGUGUCAGAUGUUAGACUACCCUGCGCUAGACCCAGUUGACGAGUUGUAUAACAGCAUCGACGGCGAUGAGGGAGCCGAUGGAAUGCCGGUGGCUGAACCAAUAAACUAUCACGCCAUCAACUUGAGUCAAGUGGACAAGAACACUCGGUUCCUCGCCAAUCUUCCUCCGACCACCACACCGAUUACGCUGGCCACAACGUAUGUUUGUCGGCCAUAUCGCAGCGAUGUCCAGCGCCUUCGCUCAAUCUUCACUUGGGUAUCUGAGAAGAUCUGCUGGGAGGAGGAUUUUGACGGGCCCAUCGAUACGCGGAGGGUGAUUCAGACGAAGCGAGCAUGCGCCGAGGAAUAUGCGACUCUAGUGUUGGAGAUGUGCACUGCGGUCGGGUUGACGUGCGAGGUCGUCCGCGGAUACCUCAAGGCUCCAGGGGAAAUUCCGGAUGUCAACAUUAUGCCUCGGUCCAAUCACUGGUGGAAUGCCGUGUUGGUGGAUAACGAGUGGCGGAUGAUGGACUGCUGCCUCGCUAGCCCGUCGAAUCCGCGGAGAAUAUUGUACUCGAGCUACAACUCCUCGUCCGCCGACCCCUGGUGGUUCCUGGCCCGUCCCACCGAGAUCUGCUGGACGCAUAUCCCCGAACACCACGAGCAGCAACACAUGUGCCCGCCGGUUGCCCACGACAUUCUCCUCAAUCUGCCCUGCGCCUGCCCGCCAUAUUUCAAGAACGGUCUCCAAAUGAUCGACUACAACACGUCGCUCACUCGGAUCGAGGAUUUAGAGAUGGUGCACAUCAAAUUCAGCGUCCCGGCUGAUAUCGAGGUGGCUGCAGAAGUUGAGGUACGUAGUUAUGCUCGCGACGCAGAUGGCGACUGCUUCGAGUCGGGCGACACGGUCAAGAAGCGGGCUCUCGCCCAAGCAGAGUGGUUCAACGGCAUCAAGCGUUACACAGUCAAGGCGCUCCUCCCCGGCGACGAAGGCACCGGCGUCUUGAAAGUGUAUGCCGGCAAACGGGGCCUGAUGCACAGCAUCAAGGACAUCCCGCACCCGCUCGCCUUUGCCCUGCCCGUCAUCCACACGGGCGAGAACCCGCCGUACGAGUUUGUUACGCGCCACCCAACCCCCCACGCGCAGCGCCACGAUAUCUAUGUCGUCCAGCCGCAAUGCCAGCGUCUCGCGCUCAACAAUACCUUUGUUUUCGCCAUCCGUCAGCACCCCAGCUCGCUGGGCGCAUCGCCCACGACCCCCUCCUCCAACCCGGGCAACACUAGCCCGAUUCCCUUUGUUCGCCCCGGCAGUGCCAUGAGCAUGACGAGCUCGAGCGCGGCCGGCUCCAACCCGAGCACGGUGGCGAGCGGCAGUGGCGGCAGCAGCAGCAAUGCGAAGAAGCCUGCCAAGCUGGCGAUUCAGACGCCUGGCGGCAAGAUCCUCCGGUUGAUGCGCAAGGAGGAGCGGCGCGGGAUCGGCGGUGUGCUCGGCAGUGGCGGACGGGGUCCGAUGUCCCCCACUUCUGGGCCGCUGCUGGGCGACGAAGAGGCGGGCGACGGCGGCGUGUGGGAGACUAUCAUCAAGUGCUCCGAGAGGGGCGUUUGGCGCGGGCUGGUGCUUGCUGAUCGGACGGCGAGGUGGUGCGUUUUUGCGGAGUGGGUUUGUGAGGGGUGA
Messenger RNA from Parathielavia appendiculata, 3837 nucleotides. RefSeq lists its product as uncharacterized. Gene Ontology annotation, biological process: mitotic division septum assembly. Gene Ontology annotation, cellular component: mitotic actomyosin contractile ring; cytoplasm. Bases 1 to 3837 code for a protein of 1278 amino acids. The record is from RefSeq and is a predicted model, not a curated record. The transcript has 2 exons. Gene Ontology annotation, molecular function: protein binding. NCBI's taxonomy places the organism in Eukaryota, Fungi, Ascomycota, Sordariomycetes, Sordariales, Chaetomiaceae.